UCCUCCGGAUCCACCCGCUGUUUUCACGCGGCCCGAAAAGAGCCAGAACAAGGAAGUGCUGACGCAUCGGGUCCCACAGAUAAUCCCCGAGGCUAGCCACCCGGACGGCCCACAGAUCUGGGGCGAGGACCAGACCGGAAAUGGUGGUUUCUAUGGUAACCCCUGAACAGGUUGCCUGGGAGAUGACCCCUUUUGGUCUCUUUGAAUCUUAGCUGUUGCAUUACCUCGAAGGAGGAUCGAACAUCCUGGACUGUUUCCUGCCAUGAUUCCUGGGAAAUACCGCUCCGUUUCUGGCCGGGCUACAAACAACGUGAACUGUGGACUUCAUCUGGUUAUUCAAACGUCGUCACUUUCUGACAAAAACAAAGUUGAAUUCAAGCUUAAUAGAGAAACACCAUCAUUUCCUGGUAGACUGUUACAGCAUGACCUGGAGAGAAACUACUCAAGUAGACAAGGAGAUGGAAGAGUAAUAAGUCCUUCGCCUCGUAAUAAGUCAUCAUGCAUCUCAUCCACAACUAACGUGACAGAACUCUGUGGGCUGGACAUGAGAACUGCCACAACCUCCUUGUCAGCAUUUGGAGACUCUUCCAUUCAGACACCUUCAAAGCCCAGAAUCCGGCAGGGCUGUCAUAGUGCUGGCCCCAAUGUAUCUGGUGAUCACAUUAAUCUGGUGAGCUCAUCAAUGCCAUCAUUUCCUAUUCUCCAGCGUUCUUCUGAAGAGAAAACUCUUUACUCAGACAGGCUGACCCUAGAAAGACAAAAGUUGACUGUGUGCCCUAUCAUCGACGGGGAAGAGCACCUUCGUUUGUUGAACUUUCAGCACAAUUUUAUAACUCGGAUCCAAAAUAUUUCUAAUCUACAGAGGUUAAUAUUCUUGGACUUAUAUGAUAACCAGAUUGAAGAAAUUAGUGGGCUUUCCACUCUGAAAUCCCUUCGUGUCCUCCUGUUAGGGAAGAACAGAAUCAAGAAAAUCUCAAAUCUGGAGAAUCUAAAAAAUUUAGAUGUCUUGGACCUUCAUGGAAAUCAGAUUACCAAAAUUGAAAAUGUUAAUCAUUUGUGUGACUUGAGAGUUUUAAACCUUGCCAGGAACCUCUUGAGUCAUGUUGACAAUCUCAACGGUCUGGAUUCACUAACAGAACUUAACCUUCGCCACAACCAGAUCACCUUCGUGAGAGAUGUGGAUAAUUUGCCCUGCCUCCAACGCCUCUUCCUCAGCUUCAACAAUAUAACUAGCUUUGAAAGUGUUUCCUGCCUUGCUGAGUCAACUUCCCUCUCAGACAUCACCGGUGUCUCUUCUGAAGAAGAAAGACGCGUGGCAUCUGUUGUGGCCAAAAAAGAGGAGGAGAAGAAGAGGGAGAGUCACAAGCAGUCCUUGCUGAAGGAGAAGAAAAGGUUAACAAUUAACAACGUCGCUCGGAAGUGGGACUUGCAGCAACGAGUAGCCAAUAUCGCCAUCAUUCAGGACAGAAAGGACUCUGAGUCUCCUCCUCAGGAAUCCUGUCAGAUCGAUGGAGGCACCAUCUCCGCAUUUCCCGAGGAAGCAGGGUCUCUAGAUGCGGGACUCAGCAGUGCGUUACAAGGCUUGUCUGUCACAGAAACACACUUGGUGGAGCUAGAUGGAGAAACCCUGUCACUGUAUGGCUCAGGGGCGCUGGAAUGCCUAGAUCGUAACUGGAGUGUUCAAACAGCUGGCAUGGUCACCACCGUCUCAUUCACGUUCAUCGAGUUUGAUGAAAUUGUCCAAGUACUUCCCAAACUGAAGAUGAAGUUUCCAAAUUCUCUGCACCUUAAGUUCAGGGAGACCAACCUCGUGAUGCUGCAGCAGUUCAACGCCCUCGCGCAACUUCGUCGGGUUGACCAGUUGACAAUCGAUCCUCAGGGAAACCCAGUGGUGAACUUCACACUCUGGAAGUACUACGUGCUGUUUAGGCUCAGCCACUUCAGCAUGCAGAAAAUAAAUGGAACAGAGGUGACACAAAAUGACAUGAUAAUGGCUGAAAGGCUCUUUGGAAUCCUAGCACAUGUGGCAUCCUCUGAGCUGCCCCAGUACCGCAUGAUUUCAAUUCUGGGUGAUGCCAGGAAAAAGCAGUUCCGGUAUCUGCUGGAGAACAAAUGUAAAAAGCCUGGCAUCCUCUGUGAGGAGACGAGUGACAGCAAGAGAUUAAUGGGGGAAAACAUGAACCGCGCUACCCUGAAUUACACCACCCGCGAAUUCUACCACGAGAAGCUGGAGGAAAUAAAGGACAAGAAGAAGUUCUGCAGGUUGUAUGUAGAAGACCUGGUGAAGGAAGCCACAGCCAUCAACAUGAAAAACGAGGCUCUGCAGAAGCUGUGGCCACAGAUGUUCAUCGAGCUUGUCAGGGACGCCGUCAUAGAGAUCCGCAGCAAGGACUCCUACAUGAAGCUCUGCCUGCAGCAGAUCACUGACCAGAAAUAGGGAUGGCUCCUGCUUCAGACGUGGGCAGUUGGAGCUGUCUUAAAGUUGGGCAAGAUACAGGUUAGACAUGAUGAGACAUCACCACUUCCGCACAUACUAGAAAGAGCGGCCUCAAAGCCUCGCCCCCUGCACUGUUGAGGAGGAGGGAGGCAGGAGAGAGGGGGACUCUUUCCCACGCAUGCUGACCACACAACCUUGGGAACCCGAGCAGCGACUGGAGAAGGCCUGGCUGCUGGGUCAGAAAUGCUUCUCCAGCUCCUGCUCUGACUGGUGUGCCUGCCCCCGUCCCAGGCACAGUGCGUGCUGAUGGGCAAGCAUGAGACGCCUCUACCAACCUCCAGCUGAGACUUUUCUCUUAUUUUGCCUUUUUAUUUUAUGUCAUGAUUUCAAAGCCAAGCUUAUGUUCUUUUUUAUGAGUGAAAAAUAAAUACAUUAGUAAAAAAAA
Molecule: messenger RNA, 2882 nt
Organism: Rattus rattus (black rat)
Lineage: Eukaryota; Metazoa; Chordata; Mammalia; Rodentia; Muridae
Gene: Lrrc49
Product: leucine rich repeat containing 49
Exons: 17
Coding region: 263-2437 (724 amino acids)
Molecular function (GO): protein binding
Source: RefSeq, a predicted model, not a curated record